AUGCCUAUAGACAACGCCGAACUUGCCUCUGCCGACUACUGGAAUUAUAGAUAUGAGGAGAUCGGAGUGGAGGAGGCGUACGACUGGUUCCGUGAUUGGGAACAGCUGGGAGCAUGGUUCAAGGACCAUUUGUCACGACCAUAUGCGAAAGUCCUCCACCUGGGAUGCGGCAACAGUACCCUGACCUCGGACCUGCACAGGCUUGGAUUUACCCACCAGACGAACACUGACUUCUCGGACGUAGUGAUAACAGCCAUGGAUGCCAAAUAUAAAGACCUUAAUACCGUAUGGAAAGUCAUGGAUGUACGGCAAAUGGACGGCUUGUUGGACAACUCCUUUGAUUACGCCAUAGACAAAGCCACAAUGGAUUCUAUGUUCCAUGGUUCCGUGUGGGAUCCACCGGACGAUGUCCGGGAAAACAUUGACCGAUAUCUCCGAGAAGUAGUGCGCGUAUUGGUGCCAGGAGGGACUUUCCUGUACAUCAGUUCUCGACAACCACAUUUCAUGAAGUCACUGCUUGCUCGAGAGGGUUGGGACCUGAGUGUUGAAACACUUCCUGAUCGGGAAAGAGGCGUUUUCGAGUACUUCGCAUAUGUCAUGAAGAAAUUUGGCCAAGAAGAAGACUCGGAAGAGGCGUUCGACUCGACGACGCAAUCGGGAUUGGAGACCGGAGACGAAAAAAAUCGGAGUGAUUUUGCAGAGUAA
Molecule: messenger RNA, 705 nt
Organism: Letharia columbiana
Lineage: Eukaryota; Fungi; Ascomycota; Lecanoromycetes; Lecanorales; Parmeliaceae
Exons: 3
Coding region: 1-705 (234 amino acids)
Molecular function (GO): S-adenosylmethionine-dependent methyltransferase activity
Source: RefSeq, a predicted model, not a curated record